This is a messenger RNA of Exophiala mesophila, 3328 nucleotides long. RefSeq lists its product as uncharacterized. Lineage: Eukaryota; Fungi; Ascomycota; Eurotiomycetes; Chaetothyriales; Herpotrichiellaceae. The record is from RefSeq and is a predicted model, not a curated record. Gene Ontology annotation, biological process: mitochondrial fusion. The transcript is spliced from 2 exons. Gene Ontology annotation, cellular component: mitochondrial outer membrane. Bases 203 to 3028 code for a protein of 941 amino acids. Gene Ontology annotation, molecular function: GTPase activity; GTP binding.
UUUCAGGAUCUGCAACCAAAGUGUCACUCCAUCAUCAGUAUUAUUAUUGUCCUUGAGUUCCUGUCGCCGCCGUGAAACCAACGACCUCAUCUUCACUCAACCUUCCCUUGACCAGUGCAAAGGCCCUACCCUCCUUCAAAGGUCUUUCUCAGGUAUUCAAUGCCGCCCACAUAGAUCCCUCACCUAUUGUGACCCUGCCGUCAUGAGUCCACCUUCUUUGCCUGCGGACUCGGAAGUCCCAGGCAAAUCAACCUCAUCUUUACCUUCCACCUCAACCGACCAGCCUGACCUAGCCUUGUCGUCUCCCGAACCCAUUCAUCCUCCUCUAUAUCAUCUGCCUCAAUAUAUGACCGUUGGCUCUGGCGGACAAUCCUCCCACGCCGGUGCCCUGAUGCAACAACUGGAAAACGACUCUGGCUAUGGCAGCAUGCCUGGCGAUGUUCAACAGUCCGGUGGCGAAAUGCGCGCGUGGGAAGAUGAGCUUCUCAGAGACAGGCCCACGCCUGCUCAUACUCCACAGAUCAACGGACAGCCUGCCUCCAUGUCAGACAACGAGAAAAGAGCUCUUGCCAGUCAUGUUCACCAACUCUAUUAUAAUCAAAAUCGAGUCGCUUUAGCCAAAGCGAUUUCCCAGACUGUCGAAAUGUUAAAACAACUACAAGAGAUGAACAGUCAAUGGCCAGCUCAUUAUCCAUCCACACAGAAAACCGACACUAGCGCACCCCCGGCUCGUCCAACUCUUGCCACCGCUCAGUCCACUCGAGAUCAUUCCGAAUUCUCCCUUCAAGACGCCCAAAAGAGACCUCUCCGUCCUGGCGCCGCCAGAAGAUAUGGGACUUCCAUCGGAGAGAUUACCUCUGGCGAAUCAAGCGAACAGCCGAUCAUCAAUAAGACUCCCGAACCACGCCUCAUCACCCCUCAGAUUGCCCAAGAAUUCUCUAUCCUCAAACUCGACCUCAAGGUAGGCGCACUGUCGCAAACAGAGCUGGUGCAUUCUCUCGAGAAAAAGUCCAUCGCGUCGUUGCUUGAUGGAAAGAUCAGUCAGAGCGUGCGCCAUCUUCUGUCAUUGCGGGAUCGGAUAGAAGACACUUCGUCCAAAGUUCUGGUCACUGGAGAUCUCAAUGCUGGAAAGUCGACAUUUUGUAAUGCUCUCUUACGGCGGAAGAUUCUCCCUGAAGACCAGCAGCCCUGCACCAGCAUUUUCUGUGAAGUUCUUGACGCAAGGGAGAAUGGUGGGCUGGAGGAGGUGCACGCCGUGCACAAGGAUGCCAUCUACGAUCGGAACGAUGAAAGCACGUACGACGCUUAUUCCCUGCAAGACUUGGAAAAGAUUGUUGUGGACAAUGAGAAAUAUAUGCAAUGCAAAGUCUACGUCAAGGACAGCAGGACGAUAGAUGAAUCGUUAUUGAACAAUGGCGUUGUCGACAUCGCCCUCAUCGAUGCUCCUGGUUUGAAUGCCGAUUCUGUCAAGACAACCGCGGUCUUCGCCAGGCAGGAAGAAAUCGACGUCGUCGUCUUCGUGGUCUCGGCCGCCAAUCACUUUACUUUGUCUGCCAAGGAGUUCAUCUGGCAGGCAGCUCACGAAAAAGCUUAUAUGUUCAUGGUCGUCAAUGGUUUUGAUAACAUUCGAGACAAAGAGCGCUGUCAGAAACUAAUCCUUGACCAACUAGCUAAAUUGAGCCCGCAGACUUUCAAGGAAGCUCAGGAACUGGUUCACUUUGUCUCGAGCAAUGCUAUUCCUACACUGCCUGGCGGAGGUGGUGGGGACGAUAGCGGAGGCUCUGGCUCUGGCUCCGGUUCGUCCGGAUCGUCACCCCCGGACGAUGGCGAUGAUGGAGACUCCAAGGGCAAAGGCAAGGACAAGGAAAAAAUACAAGAUUUCCAAGUUCUGGAGGCUGCUCUCAGAAGAUUCGUCCUGGAGAAGAGAGCCCGGUCUAAGCUGGCACCAGCAAAGACGUACUUGUUGAACUGUCUGGGCGAUAUGAAUGUCUUGGCCACAGUGAACCGAGACGUGUCACAGGCCGAGCUUGACCGGGUUUCUAAAGAAUUGUCGGAGAUUGAGCCAGAGUUUGAGAAACGCUCUAAGCUUCGAGGCACCAUCUCAGAGCAACUCGAGAAGGAUAUCGAGUCGACGGCAGUCGAAGUAUACGACCACACUCGGUCAACGCUGUCAAGCACGAUUGCCAAUGUGGGCAAAGACGAUCACGGGGUCGAGUAUCCCGGUCUUUUCUCUGCCUUCCAAUAUGCGGAGGAUCUCCGUGUGGCGAUGCUUGACCAAAUCGCUGAAGCAGUGGCCAGUUGCGAGGCCUAUGCACGUACCAAAACCGUUCAGGGAGUCGACAUGGUCAAAUCACUUGGCCUAUUGCACGUGGGCCAGGAUUAUGACAACCUCUCAUUCCAGGCCGACAAAAUGUUCCAACGCCGCAGGGACGCACUGGUGCGUACUGUUGACACGAACGUUGAGCUUUGGGAUUUCUUCGAUGUUGCUGGACUCUGGGAACGGCAAGAGAAGACAGUUGGUACGGGGCUAGCGCUGACGGUGGCCGGCACAGUUGGCUCGCGGGCAAUUGGAGGCGUUGGCUGGGUGGACGGGGCUUUUGGCGCAGCCAAAAUCGCGGGGAGUCAAAACUUGAGACGAAUGUUUGUUCCGGGUGUUGUUGCUGCUGCUAUUGUGGCUGUUGCCUACAUUCUAUCAACAAUACCUCAAAAUCUUCCCCCUCGCCUAGCGUCCAAACUUUCGGCCACGUUGGCUCAGAUGGACUACACGCAUAGCAAUUCAGCACGAAUUGCGGGUGAAGUACGACGAGUACUUCGUUACCCAGCAUCACGGUUGUCCACUGAUCUCCAGUCGGGCGUGGAAGAGCUGAGACAGAAAAAGGAAGACGUGGCCAAGAUUCAGAAGGAAAGCGAAGUCGCAAGAAAAUACUUUAGCAACCUGGUACGAGACUCGAGUGAGACACGUCGACGGGUGUCGGUCAUCGACCUCGAGGGACCUAUUCCUGGAGCAGCUGCGGCAUAUGUUUCUUGACCACCUUAUCUGGACAGGGGUUUGUAAGCUUGAUUUGGUGACGAUGAAACGAAAAGUUGACGCCUGGGACAAUACUGCAUUGAAGCGGACGCAUGAGGAUUUCAAAUCUCCACUUGAUACCAUCGACUGAUGCAGAGCGGUUUAUUGCAAGCAACGCAACUCUUGUUUGUAUAUUGAUUAUGGUAUCUUUGGUAAUGCCGUUGAGCGACGAGUUGUACAUACUGUAAUACUCCCAAUUUCAACAUUUGGUUUUGACAGGGGUCCAUUAGAUUUGUGCCAAUUAAGGAGAGUUUCGUUUCA